AUGUCUAAAAUUAACAUGCUGAGAUGUUUAGUCAACCAGCGACUAACUGCGGCUGCUGAGGAGAUCUGUGGUCUGUUUGAAAGAACCAUAGCGGAGUACGAGGAGGAACUUUCUCGAUCAAAAGAGGAGAACGACCGACAACAGAAACUACUGGACGCUGUUCUCAUCCCUCAGCUCCGGUUACACAGAGCAGACAUCCAGCAGCUGUUGGUGGUUAAAGAAGAGGUUCCCCCUGAGCAGCAGGAGUCCAGUCUGGACCAGGAGGACCCAGAGCCGCCCCCACACAUUAAAGAGGAACAGGAGGAACUCUUGACCAGUCAGGAGGGAGAGCAGCUUCAAGGGCUAGAGGAGGCUGAUGUCAAGUUCUCAUUCACUCCUGUGAAGAGUGAAGAGGAAGCUCAGUCCUCACAGCUUCAUCAAAGACAAACUGAACAGAUGGAAACAGAAGCUGAUGGAGAGGACUGUGGAGGACCAGAACCAGGCAGGAACUCAGAUCCAGAACCAGAUUCUGAUGAGAAGACUGGAGACUCUUCUGACACUGAUGACAGUGAUGAUUGGAAGGAGACCAGAGAACCUCAGUCAGGUUUAAACUCUGUGAAACCUGAUGAAGUUCAUGUCAGUGAUUCAAGAUGUAGCGCUGGUGAGAAACUAUUUAGCUGCUCUGAGUGUGAGAAAACAUUUGGAAGAAAGGGAAAUCUGAAGACACACAUGGGAACCCACACAGGAGAGAAACCUUACAGCUGCUCAGUCUGUUAGACCUCUUUUAACAAGUGUUCACAUUUACAGGUACACAUGAGAACCCACACAGGAGAGAAACCUUUCAGCUGCUCAGUCUGUAAGAAAUCUUUUAACAAGUGUUCACAUUUACAGGUACACAUGAGAACCCACACAGGAGAGAAACCUUACAGCUGCUCAGACUACCAGUCUGCCACCCAUGGCAAUACGACGUAUGAGACCUGGCCUUCCAGGAGCCACGAUGGACUCCCGGUGGCCGAGUCCACCGUCUUCAUGUCAGAGACUCCAGUCGGCACGGGCGCGUCCCGCUGGGUCAACGGUCACAUGACGGUGGUUCACGACCCGCUGAGGACAUUGUCGGUGGUGGAGCCCGGCGGCCCCGGUGGCUGUGAGAAAAGCCCCCCACGGGUGAGGGUGGAGGAGACGGCCGUGCGGGCCGGGUGUCUGUACGCCCAGAACGCCGGCUUCUUCAACACCACCUCGUACGGCUGUCUGGGCAACGUGGUGAGCGACGGCCGGAUGGUGAGGGACAGCGGGGGGCUGCAGAACGCCCAGUUUGGCAUCAGGAGGGACGGCAGCCUGGUGUUUGGGUAUCUGUCCCAGGAAGACGUUUUGGACCAGUCCAACCCGUUCGUCCAGCUCGUCAGCGGUGUGGUGUGGCUGUUGAGGAACGGAGAGGUUUACAUCAACCAGAGCCUGGAGGCCGAGAGCAACAUAGUCGAUAUGGAGGUUUUCCGUGAUUUUGUGGACGUGCUGUCAGCGAGGAUGGUGGUGGGUCACGACGCCGAAGGCAACGUGGUCCUGUUUCACGUGGGCGGACAGAGCUUAAAAAGAGGACAAACAUGGCUGAUCAUCACCGUCACUCUGGCCUCUUUGCUGCUGAUCCGACAGCUGCUUCACUGCAUGCGGGCGAGUCGGAGAUGGCUUCUGUUCGGUUACUUCUCCAUAAACGUCACGCUGAACGACGUCAGAGGAGAUGCAGGGAAGACGCAGAUAUACUGA
Molecule: messenger RNA, 1737 nt
Organism: Anarrhichthys ocellatus (wolf-eel)
Lineage: Eukaryota; Metazoa; Chordata; Actinopteri; Perciformes; Anarhichadidae
Product: zinc finger and SCAN domain-containing protein 29-like
Exons: 8
Biological process (GO): secretion of lysosomal enzymes
Source: RefSeq, a predicted model, not a curated record